This is a messenger RNA of Heterocephalus glaber (naked mole-rat), 3603 nucleotides long. It is a transcript of the gene Scara3, whose product is annotated as scavenger receptor class A member 3. NCBI's taxonomy places the organism in Eukaryota, Metazoa, Chordata, Mammalia, Rodentia, Bathyergidae. The record is from RefSeq and is a predicted model, not a curated record.
GGGCCGCGGGGCGGCGCAGACCUCGCCGGGCUCGGGCGGGCAGCGGCGCUAGGCGCCCGGCCGGGCGUCCCCACUGCGACCCGCGGACCCUGCCGUCCGCUCCCCUCGCCUCCUCACGUCUGUCCCCAGCUUGACGCCCGCGGUCGGCGUAGGGGCGACCCUGUGCCGGGGAAGACCCGCCGGCUGCACCGCGGACUCAGCCGCCCGCGCGGGGCCCUCCGAAGGCUCCGGCGGAAAGGACCAUGAAAGUGAGGUCGGCUGGCAGCGACGGGGAUGCACUGUGCGUUACCGAAGAGGAACUGGCUGGCGAAGACGAGGACAUGCCAUCCUUCCCAGGCACGCAGGAGGGCCUGCCAGGACCCCACUGCAGCCGCUGCCAGAAGAACCUGUCUUUGCACACGUCCGUGAGGAUUCUGUACCUCUUCCUGGCUCUGCUCCUGGUGGCUGUGGCUGUGCUGGCCUCUCUGGUUUUUAGGAAGGUAGACUCUCUCUCAGAAGAUAUCUCCUUGGCCCAGUCCAUUUAUAACAAGAAGCUUGUAUCGAUGCAGGAAAAUCUUCAAGGACUGGACCUGAAAGCCCUGAACAACUGCUCUUUCUGCCACGAGGCUGGGCAGCUGGGACAAGAGAUCAGAAAGCUGCAGGAGGAGCUGGAGGGGCUGCAAAAAAUGCUUCUGGCCCAGGAGGUCCAGUUGGACCAGACUUCUCAGGCCCAUGAGCUGCUCUCCACCACCAGCAGUCAAAUCUCCCAGGAGAUGGGCACUUGUGCCUUCUCCAUCCACCAAGUCAACCAGUCCCUGGGGCUGUUCCUGGCACAGGUGAGGGGCUGGCAGGCCAUGACCGCCAGCCUGGACCUCUCUCUGAAGGACCUCACCCAGGAGUGCUACGAUGUCAAGGCUGCCAUGCACCAGAUGAACUUCACUGUGGGGCAGACUGCCGAGUGGAUCCAUGGGAUCCAGCGGAAGACAGACGAGGAAACCCUCACCCUCCAGAAGAUGGUCACUGACUGGCAGAACUACACUCGGCUCUUCAGCAGUCUCCGUACCACCUCCGCCAAGACUGGGGAAAUGGUGAAGAACAUCCAGGCCACACUGGGGGCCUCCUCACAACGCAUCAGCCAGGAUUCCGAAAGCAUGCACGACCUGGUGCUGCAGGUCAUGGGCUUGCAACUGCAGCUGGAUAACAUCUCCUCCUUCCUGGAUGACCAUGAGGAGAACAUGCAUGAUCUCCAGUACCACACCCGCUAUGCCCAGAACCGCACAGUGGAGAGGUUCGAGUCCCUGGAAGGACGCAUGGCUUCUCAUGAGAUCGAAAUCAGCACCAUCUUCACCAACAUCAAUGCCACUGACAACCACGUGCACAGCAUGCUCAAGUACCUGGAUGACGUGCGGCUCUCCUGCACACUGGGCUUCCACUCCCAUGCAGAGGAGCUCUACUACCUGAACAAGUCUGUCUCCCUCAUGCUGGGUACCACUGACCUGCUCCGGGAGCGCUUCAGCCUGCUCAGCGCCCGGCUGGACUUCAAUGUCCGCAACCUCUCCAUGAUCGUGGAGGAGAUGAAGGCUGUGGACACUCAGCAUGGAGAGAUCCUUCGCAAUGUCACCAUCCUUCGAGGUGCCCCUGGGCUUCCAGGACCAAGAGGACUCAAAGGAGACUCAGGCAUAAAAGGACCUGUGGGCGGCAAAGGACCCAAAGGAGACCCUGGAAGCUUGGGGCCACCUGGACCCCAGGGUCCUCAGGGGCAACCUGGGGAGCCCGGACCAGUGGGCGAAAGGGGACCAGUUGGCCCACGAGGUUUCCCAGGCCUCAAAGGCUCAAAGGGCAGCUUUGGCACUGGAGGGCUGAGAGGACAGCCAGGCCCCAAAGGAGAUGUGGGGCCCCCAGGGCCAGAGGGGCCGCCCGGGUCUCCAGGUCCCUCAGGGCCUCAGGGAAAGCCAGGGAUUGCAGGGAAGACAGGGUCACCAGGCCAGCAGGGGGCCACGGGGCCUAAGGGUGAACCGGGGAUCCAGGGUCCCCCUGGCCUGCCUGGGCCCCCGGGCCCAUCCGGAAGCCAGGGCCCCUACUGAGAAGAGUCCCUGGUCCAGACACUGCCACACAGAAAAGCAAGGGAACUCAGAAAAGCUCGAAAGCUUCACCUACAGACAAUCGCAGUCCUUUGAUUACAACGUGGGGUGUUCCUCAGAGCUGACCCUGCAGCUUUGGUAUCCCCAGUGGUGACUGCACUACAGGAAAGCUGCCUCUACACACACACACACACACACACACACACACACGCACGCACGCACGCACGCGCACGCACGCACACAAACGCACACUUCCCUGCUGGCCAGGGGGACCACUGGGUCUCCCUGGUUGUGUAGGAGGAGAGGGAAGAAGACCUCCCCUCUCCUGUGACUGAGCCAGCCAGGGAGGUGGCCACCUCGAGAAGAAGGUCUUGAAUCUGUCUCUAGGUGAUGACCAGCUCCCGUCUUUGCAGUGUCUUCGCACCCUUGCUGGCUGGCAGUUUCCCAGAGCUUCCCCUGGUUGAGAAGACCCAGAGAGAUCUGGGGGUGUAGCUCAGAGGUAAAGCACUUGCCUAGCAUGUGGGAGACCCUGGUUCCAUCCCUAGCACCCUAAAAGAACAAAGGAAAAGACCCAGGGAAACCUUUGCAGGGCAUUGUAGUUGAAAUUCCAGGGACAAGGUGGGCAUGGCAACAGCAAGCCCUCUGUGUCGUCAUGGGAACCGAGCUGCCCCAGCCUCACACAGGACAGUGGGACUCUGCCCCGGCUGGCAUUCUCAGAUUCUGCACACGGUACUCCUGACAAAUUCAACAUUUUCUUUCAAAGCAUUCCCCACUUAAAUCUUGCCUCUGCACCUCAGGACCAUCUCGGAAGGAAUCCAAGCAGGAGUUGCAUCUGCAAGCAGAGAUGCUGCAGGCCCUGGAACAUUCCACCUAAGUGCUACCUGGGACCCAGGAAGGCUACAGAGGUGGCAGCAGGAGGCAAAGGCAGGAGCAGAGGCGGGCAUGAAAGCUGCCCCUGAAGUUGGCAUACUUUGUUCCAAGCCGAGAUCCUCUUUGGUGACCAGGGAGGACUAGAGCCACAAGGGCCACCUCUGAAAAACAGGGGCCUCCUGCACCCACUGUCCUAACCCAUAGCCAUGCGGAGACCUUGCCCCACUGCCACCCAAAAUGGCCAAGCCCUCUGCACAUGAGAAGCAACCUGGGUAGGCAUGGGGAGAGCCUGGACAUCUUCUGCAGGAAGCUCCUUUGGGGUCACUUCCUACCCCCCAUCAACUUCCAGUGUACACUGGCAGAAAGGGAUCCUGGGAAGUUACCAGGCAGGAAGUGGGUCUUCCUGGGCCGACCUCACUGGAAAGCUGUCUACCUUUACGUUCAGGUAGAUUCAGACACUGCAGUGUAGAGCAUGGGGUGGUCCCUUCCCCAACACUGCCUUGGGGACCUGCCCUCUUCCUGGCCAAGCCUGUGCCACCUUCGUAGUUGUCGUAGAUGUGCAACUGGUUUGCACUCCAUGCCCACCCUCUGCCAUGUAAUUCUCCUGUUUGUCUACAUAUGAUAAUAUCAUGCCACAUAAUGUUGCUGACCCAGUAAAGAGCUGUUUCCAGGA